Messenger RNA from Akanthomyces muscarius, 2598 nucleotides. RefSeq lists its product as uncharacterized. The record is from RefSeq and is a predicted model, not a curated record. Lineage: Eukaryota; Fungi; Ascomycota; Sordariomycetes; Hypocreales; Cordycipitaceae. The coding region runs from base 1 to 2598 and encodes 865 amino acids. Gene Ontology annotation, biological process: cellular response to pH. Gene Ontology annotation, cellular component: plasma membrane. The transcript has a single exon.
AUGGUGUCGGUCGACGUGGCCGCCUCGGCGACGCUGACGGCGGCCGCUUCCCUCUGCACGUCGACCCUCUACCCGGCCUUUGGCGUCAUCACCCUUCCCGACCUGGGCCUGCCCAUCACCCUCGCCGAGCCGCUCGUGCAGCAGGUCCCCUGCGUGCCUCUUCUCAUGCGCGCCGAGAGCGACGGCCGCGCCACCAGCCUCAGCAGCAGUAGCAGCAGCGCCGAAUCGAAACAAGGAGCCACAACCAGCGGCACGCCCGUCACGUCACCGGUCGUCACGUCGCCGGACUCUGCACAGGCUGCGGCCGCGACGAAACAGUCUUCCACGUCCACCGACGAUGGCAACAUUACAAUCUCGGACAUUGUCCUCACGGCGACGACGGGCACCCCCACCGCCUCGGCGACGCUCAACUUUCACAACGGCAACGACAACCCCAAGACGGUGCAUAUAUCGAGUUUUGGCGACCCCUUCUACCUCUCCACUUCGCCCAUCAUCUACGCCCUCGCCGCCACCACCAUUGUUUCCUGGAUGCUCGUCAUUGCCCUCUUCAUCACCACGCGGUCCACGUUCGAUGGUGGCAUCGUGUACCUCGGUAGCCGUGGAAGCUUCACCAGCAGCUCGUCCUCUGGUGGCGUUAGCAUCGGCGGUCGUCCGUGGCUGCAGAAGAUUGCCGCGCUGACCGUCGCCAUAUCACUCACUAUUGCGACGGCCGACACAAUGUCCAUUGUCAAGGACCAGUACGUGUGGGGCAUCACCAAUGCCCGCGAGCUGCAGCGCGACGUCAUGUCGCGCCUCGAGCUCAAAGUGAUUCGAAUUAUAUCAGACACAUUUCUCUGGCUAGCGCAAGCCCAGACUCUUAUCCGCCUCUUCCCUCGACAUCGGGAAAAGGUCGUCAUUAAAUGGGUAGCUUUUGCACUAAUCAGUCUUGACGUCGUCUUCUCUUCGCUCAACAGCUUUCCUUUCGGUCAAUACGACAUUCUAAACGGCAACUAUGUCGAUCCCAACGCAACCGACGACAGCCAUACCAACAAAGGGCUCGCCCACCCCAUACCGGCCAUUAGCUACGUCUUCAAGCUCUCGCUCGGCCUUCUUUACUUUUUCUGGGUAUCAUACUACGCAUUCUUGAAGCGACGAUAUGGCUUUUACCACCCGUUGAUGAAGAAUAUUUGUCUCGUUGCGGUGAUUUCGCUUCUGUCCAUCACCGUGCCCAUCGUUUUCUUCAUUCUUGACAUCUCGAAGCCCAAUUUUACCGCUUGGGGCGACUAUGUGCGCUGGGUCGGCGCCGCUGCCGCAAGUGUGGUUGUCUGGGAAUGGGUCGAGCGAAUAGAGGCCCUGGAACGUGAAGAGAAGAAGGACGGCGUGCUGGGCCGCGAGGUCUACGACGGAGACGACAUGCUUGAAAUCAAUGCCGCUGAAUAUCCUUGGCGCCAUAAGCAUGGCAAAUUUGGGGGGAGCGGCAGCAGUGGUGGAAGCAACGGCAUUGACUUGGAAGGCGGGCAGGUGUAUCACCGGCCCAAUGGACAUGCCCUCGGUCCUGGCGGUAUGCAGAAUGGGCACGCUGGAGGACCGAAUUCCCACGAACACGAAGGGCGGAGCAUGGGCGACAUACUGCGACCGCCACUCUGGUCGCAACGAGCAGCGCAGGCUGCCACACCUGUCAGCAGAACCGACACACCCAGCGCGGCAAGCACCGUGUAUGCUGUUCGAUACCAGGGCGAGUCGAGGACACCAGAGCCGCCUGUCCCGCACUAUUCACAGACGACAGAUUUGGCAAGGUACCCAAGCGGGCCUCAGGGCUACAGCGAGGAUGCUUACGAUGCGCGGAGUCAUAAUGGACGAGGUGCAGGGGCAAGAUCCUCGCCAGAUACGGCUGGCGAUGCUGCAAACGCCGCAAGCGAACACAAUAGAGAGGCAAGCAUUGCGGUGCCAGCAAGGACGAGGGUCAUGCGCUCGGUCUCGUACAAUCACGAGCCGGAAGUGCAAGAUGCUACUGAUGAUCAGCAUACCGUAACCCGAACCGUGGACUUCAACGCGAUCGCAGCAGGCGGUCGAGGCAGUCGGGGCGGCAGAUGGGACAUCCGCGGGCGCCUGGAGGACUUUGCCGCGUCUCAGGCUGACCGCUUCCGCGAAAAGUUUCAUCCGUCGACAGACACGGGCAAGCUGCCCGUCACGGUGGUGCCUACGCCUCCUCGCGUCGGCGCUGCGUUGCAGCAGGUGCUCGAAGAAGACGAGGAGGGCAGCGAAGCAAGGCGACAGCAGCAGCCUGCACAGCAGCACUCACAAGGUGGCAGUGUCUACGGCGGCAGCUCGGCCAUUGACGCCGCGGCAUCGACGGCGUCGGAGCGAUAUGCCGCCAACGGCCCUUCGCGGUCCGCAGCCACGCGCAGCAGACCGUCGCCGCUUCCUCUGCCGGUCAACCAGCCGCCGCUGUGGCCGGGCGUGAAUCGCCGUGCCGCGGUGUAUGAUGAGGAAGAAGACGACGAGUCGUUUGAGGGCGAGGAGGAUGAGGAAGAUGAAGGCCACUCGACGACGGACGACUUGUCGUCUGUACUGUCCCGGGAGCGGCCCAAUGGGUCGUCGGCGUCUCGCGCGGGGUAG